AAAUGAGUAAAUAAACUUUAAAACAUAUAAAACAUACGAUUUUUAGCAUUUCAUGCACCAUACCUUUUGACAAGCGAAGUGGACAAGAUGUAUACUUUAAGUUGUUUUCUUGUUGCUGCCAUGGCGACAUUCGUCGUUACUCAUAAUCCAGAGGAAGGAAAUUUAUUUGAAGGCGAUAUCAUUCUGUCGCCGGAUCAAAGAGCAGCUUUGGAAGAACAACAAAGCAAAAAUUCUUUUGCUUCAAUCAAAUCCUAUCAUUGGAAGGAUGGAACUGGCAAACCAGAUUUGAUCGUGUAUUUCAUCGAUCCAGCUAUAGCUGGUGCAAGAAGCGUCAUUCUACAAGCAGUGGCAGAUUAUGAGAAAGAAACAUGUCUACGAUUUCAAGAAGUCGGUUCCAAACCAUUGGAUCAACCACAUUUGUAUUUUGCAUCAGGAAGUGGAUGCUCUUCACCAGUAGGAAAGUACGGUAAUGGCAACAGAAUAUCUUUAGCACCGGGAUGUUGGACAAAAGGAAUAGUAAUGCAUGAGAUGGGACACAGUCUCGGUUUCUUCCACGAACAAUCAAGACCCGACCGUGACCAAUAUGUGAAAAUUUUAUACGAAAACAUUGAUCCAAACGCAGCGUUUAACUUCAACAAAUACAAUACCGACAGAAUCGAUUCACUUGACACGGCCUACGAUUAUAAGAGCAUGAUGCAUUAUGGGGGGAAGUAUUUUACCACUGAUUGGAACAAGCUUACCAUUCAAACACUUGAUCCUGCGAUGCAAGAUGAGAUUGGUCAAAGAAAUGGAUUCAGUAAUGGUGAUAUCUUACAGUUCAAUAAAAUGUACUGCAGUGGAUCCACUGGAGGUGUGUGUCAAGACACCGACACUAAUUGCAAACAUUGGACAACCUACUGCAGCUCAAACAGAUAUGUGCAACAGAACUGUAUGGAAACGUGCGGAAAAUGCUAAUGUAGCUCUUUUGAGACAAAAAAUUAAAUAUGAUUAAA
Hydractinia symbiolongicarpus is the source of this 992-nucleotide messenger RNA. Its product is annotated as blastula protease 10-like. The record is from RefSeq and is a predicted model, not a curated record. The transcript has 7 exons. NCBI's taxonomy places the organism in Eukaryota, Metazoa, Cnidaria, Hydrozoa, Anthoathecata, Hydractiniidae. The coding region runs from base 88 to 954 and encodes 288 amino acids. Gene Ontology annotation, biological process: proteolysis. Gene Ontology annotation, molecular function: zinc ion binding; metalloendopeptidase activity.